AGAGUCGAAGCUGCCUUACACAGGGCGAAGGACUUUCUGCGGGAGAGCUGCGCGCACUGAGUGUGUAGAUUUGAGAGAUAAUGUGUGAGCGGACGUGUCGAUUUAACAUGUAUGUGUGAACUCUGCUGUAGUUCAAGGGUUCAUCCAGCUUGUUGUCCUUGUAUACAAGACUAUGAGUGGGAGCAGUGGUCCUUUGACAGCCUCUCUUCCCGUGGUGUAACUAUGGAGGAUUGCGAGUUGGAAAUCCGGUUGCCAGGGCGAUCUGACUCCCCUUUGGGCCACAGGAGGUCCGAUGGCGGCGGCGGUCACGGCGGCGGGUUUGGUGAGACGUUGGUGCUGAGGCACAAAGAGGUUCACCACUUUUUCUUCGCCCCCUUCAGGGAGCAGCCCAUCUACAGCACGAGGGCCCACGUCUUCCAGAUCGACCCCAACACCAAGAAGAACUGGCUGCCCACCAGCAAGCAUGCUGUCACGGUCUCCUACUUCUACGACAGCACACGCAACGUUUAUCGCAUCAUUAGCCUGGACGGCACCAAGGCAAUAAUCAACAGCACCAUCAGUCCCAACAUGACGUUCACAAAGACCUCACAGAAGUUUGGCCAGUGGGCGGACAGUCGGGCAAACACCGUCUACGGCCUGGGAUUCUCCACUGAGCAUCAUCUAGCCAAGUUUGCAGAGAAGUUUGCGGAGUAUAAAGAAGCGGCGCGGCUCGCUAAAGAGAAGAGUCAAGAGAAGGACAUGGCCACGUCUCCUUCUCAGGAGUCUCCGGCUGGUGAGCUCUCGUCACCUUUGACCCCACUGACCCCGCCCAUGGAAACCAUCAACGGCACGGAUGACAUCUGCGACUCGACUCCCAACUCAGACAGUCGCCCAGAGCCGUCACAGAACGCACUGGCCUUCACACACAGCCCCGCCAUGACUAAACAUUGGGAGGCUGAGCUGGAUGCCCUAAAGGGGAAUAAUGCCAAACUAACGGCAGCGCUGCUGGAGUCCACAGCCAACGUCAAACAGUGGAAACAACAACUGGCCGCCUACCAGGAGGAGGCUGAGAGACUACACAAACGGGUGACGGAGCUCGAGUGCCAGAGCAGCCAAAGCCCAGCGAUCAAAUCCCAGAAGACUGAACUCAACCAAACCAUAGAGGAACUGGAGAAUACGCUAAGGGAUAAAGAAGAGGAAAUGGAAAAGUUAAAAGAAGAAUUGGAAAACAUGAAUGACCUGAUGGAGCAGAAAGACACCCUUACCCAGAAACUUGAGGAAACCGAUCUGCGCAGUCGGGUGCUGGAGGAGCAGCUGGCGGGUGCAGAGCAGCGGCUGGAGGAGAACCAGGAGGAGCAGGAGAAUUUCAGAAAGAGCCUGCGGACGCUGCUGGAGAUGCUGGACGGCAAGAUCUUUGAGCUGACGGAGCUCAGAGACACCUUGGCCCGGCUCAUAGAGGAGGCCAGCUAGAGACAGGGCUGCCCGAUCUACACAGACAGAGCCAUAUGAUAAUUGACACCCCAAACUCAACUGCAUCAAUCCCACCGCACCAUGCCCCAAUUCUCCUACACCCGACACACACUAAGACUGAGACCCUGCACUGCCCUGAUUCUGAUUUUGCUCAUAAAAGGGCAGCUAACUCCCGGUUUUUAACCUUGCAGGCACCGAGCUCCAACCAACCACAGGCACUCCUGUCGUUCAAGACCAUACAGGGACUACCUCAUCUUGGCCUUCUGAUUGGCUGGUGUAGGCGUAACCUUGGUUGAAUUUAUCCUUUCGGUGAGAUGCCAGCCCCCCCCCACACAAACACACACACAAUCACACACAUAUACAUGCACACCAACUCACUCUCACUAAGAGUUAACUUGAGAACUGUGCCUCAGUGCCAUCUGCUGUUUGUCUGGGAGAGCUGCACCACAGAUUGCAGCAUGACAACAUCUCUCUCUUAUACACAUGCACACACGCACACACACACACACACACACACAAACAGACACACACCAUCGCUAAACUGCCCCCCCACAAGGGGAAUGUUGAAAGUCAUGUGGAAAUAAUUGCCGUUAACACUCUGCGAGAACUGCGCCAAAGCUGCCAAAUCCCCCCGAAAAUAUUGUCCUCUAACUAGCAGAUGCUUUGAUCCAAAGUGACUUACUGUACAGAGAAGUGCUGAACACAGAGAGUCCCACGUUUGAGCUCGGGCUGCCAGCGGAGUUUCACUGGAAACAGAAUUAAAGGAUGGCUCUGUGUACCAGCCUGGACACACAAGGCUCUCUCAGAAACAGAGCUUGCUUUAUGCUUCUUGAGUGGAAAUGAAAGACUGCUAUGUAUCCACGGCCUAUUUCAAAAGAAAAACCCAACAUGAUGGAUAGUGUUCAAUCUUCCAGAGGCAUCGCUCGUGCCACACAGAAAUUUGAAUGGGCACGCGCCCUUUGCUAGAUUUGAUGUGAGAAUUCCUGUAUCCAGACUGCUUCCACCAUCUCAGACAAGUGACCUAUCUUCCUGCCAAGCUCAGUGUGGUGUGUGUUUCUGAACAAGGCCUGACCUUACAACAUAACGUGUGCCUUCAAAGCGCACGCAAGUGGACACGUGUUUGUAUAUAAUUUGUGUGUGUGUGUUUUGUGUAGUGAGAGGAAGACCCUGUUCUUUUGUUUUGUUUUUGGACAUCAAGGCCGUACACACACACACACACUGAGCAAUACCAAACAGGCUCUAUAAGACACCUCUAUCUCAUUCUAUCAGGUACUCUACUCAGUGGACUCAUGCAGAUAAAGGUCAAAUGCAGCUCAGUUGAUCGCCCCCAAGUCCGACAGAAAGUGUACAACCGUUGACCGCGAACCUGUGUGGCAGCCCUGUCGAAGUAGAGCGUCGUGAAGGGCUUACAGAGCGUCAUCGACAUGUUCGUAAAUCUCCACCCUGAAGCAGGCUACAGAUAUUCACUCCUCACCGGGUGAACACUAAGAACUGUACGCAGUUUCUAUUUGUUUUGUUUUAUACAUAGAAUAUAACACUGAUGAUAUAAUUAUAGAACUAUAUAGGACAACUUUCUACUCAUGAUGGCAUUGUAAAUGAAUGGACGAAUCACACAAAUGCAGUAACACCCUGCCGCGGCUUAUUGUUGUGUAUUAACCAAUGGAAAAGUAUCGCAUAGUAUAGUAGAGUAACCCUCCUCAAUAUAUGUUUAAAAUGGCAUAGCAACACAAUGUAAACGCAGUGUUAAAUGUUCUGUAAAAAAAAUAUCCACAUAUAAAGCGGCUCCAGUAAGAGUAAAAUCCAAAACUGCAUCUUUAAAAAAAAAAUCACGAGAAAUUCUAUAACGCUAUAUGCUCAUGUGAAAUGCUGCUCAUCCUGCCUUUCAACUGAGCACCCUGUUUACACUGUGUUAUUACACUAUUAUAACUCCACUAUAUACCCAGAGAUUGAAUCAUUAAGUCCUAUAGCACAGCAGAACUCUAUACGUAAAGCAUUAGUGUAGUUAGUGACACAGCAGGUUAAUACACUGGAAUAAGACCCAUGUAAAGGGAGAUGUUACCUAGUUUUUUUUUCUCUUCCUGGUUGAACUUUGACAGUCAAAUGUCAGAGAUGGAAAACCUUACUAUUAAUGCUGUUGUUAAAUGAAUGCCUUUGUACAGUAGUGGAUAAGAAGCUUUUCAUUCUCCUGUUUUGUAACUUAUGGUAUUUAAAUGUAGGUAUUAUGAUUAUGAUUAUGAUUAUUAUGAUUAUUGUAUUUAGAGGUAUGAAAAGACUGGCAAUAUUUUUGACUAUUUAAAGUAAUUUUGAACUCAUGAUAUUAAAGAGGUACCUCAGGCUGAA
This is a messenger RNA of Pleuronectes platessa (European plaice), 3789 nucleotides long. RefSeq names its product homer scaffold protein 1b (gene homer1b). Gene Ontology annotation, cellular component: plasma membrane; cytoplasm; postsynaptic density. The record is from RefSeq and is a predicted model, not a curated record. The transcript is spliced from 8 exons. Gene Ontology annotation, molecular function: G protein-coupled glutamate receptor binding. The coding region runs from base 112 to 1449 and encodes 445 amino acids. Gene Ontology annotation, biological process: regulation of store-operated calcium entry; G protein-coupled glutamate receptor signaling pathway. NCBI's taxonomy places the organism in Eukaryota, Metazoa, Chordata, Actinopteri, Pleuronectiformes, Pleuronectidae.